This is a messenger RNA of Drosophila montana, 3121 nucleotides long. It is a transcript of the gene Src64B, whose product is annotated as Tyrosine-protein kinase Src64B. Gene Ontology annotation, molecular function: signaling receptor binding; non-membrane spanning protein tyrosine kinase activity; ATP binding. Lineage: Eukaryota; Metazoa; Arthropoda; Insecta; Diptera; Drosophilidae. The transcript is spliced from 7 exons. Gene Ontology annotation, cellular component: extrinsic component of cytoplasmic side of plasma membrane. Gene Ontology annotation, biological process: cell surface receptor protein tyrosine kinase signaling pathway; protein phosphorylation; cell differentiation. The record is from RefSeq and is a predicted model, not a curated record. Bases 907 to 2574 code for a protein of 555 amino acids.
UUAGUAGAAAAAAAACCGUUGAACGAGUUGGACGCGUUAUCUGUGCGAGGCUAUGUCGGUCGGUGUUUUCCGUCUCUUGUCGGUGAAAAAUAAGAAUUAAACUCAAAACUAAAGUGCAAAAAUAUUGAAUGAAAAUCGUAUCUGUAGUGCAAAUUGCAGUUGAAUUCAAAGGAAGCUAGCGCAAAGUAACGCGUAAGUUUUUUAAUCCAGUAACGACCGUGAAACAAAACAACAAAACGCGACGCUGGCGGCAACUGCAUUUUAUAGCUGUAACUGUAAAAACGCGCGGCUAAGCCGCUGGCUAUUCAAUAAAAAAUAUUCCAGCUAAUUUAAAUUAAAGGUGGAGCAGGCUUGAACAAUGUGCAGACAGUUGCUGGCUGAGCUCGCUGGCAGGACAACAAACGCAAGGAUAAUCAACAGCAACAACGCACAGCAACAACAACAACAGCAGCAGCAAGAAGAAGAAAAGGAACAACAUUAGCAGCAAGAGGAAAACAACAACUUUUUUACAUAAACAAAAUGAAUAUUUGAAAACGCUUAAAAGCAAAACAAGGCAAUGCCCUCCAUGCAACUCUUGAUGCAAGCAGCUUAAAAGGCCACUUCAUACACACACACACACACACACUCACACACAUACAUUCACUCACUCACACUCACACACAACUUGACUGAUAGUUUAAACUACAAAAUACAACAAGAGAAGCAGCAGCAGCAGCAGCAGCGGAACAAACAAAACGUUUUUAAUUUGUAUUAAGUAAAUAUUGCAACUCGUGAUAUGCCAAAUAUGCGUUGCCGCUGCAGCUGCUGCUAAUUUCAAAUCGCAACAACAACAACAACAGCAGCAGCAGCAACAACAACAACAACAACAACUACCCUUCACAUUUAGCUGCCACAGCCUGCUGCAACAUGGGCAACAAAUGCUGCAGCAAGCGACAGGAUCAGGAGCUGGCGCUGGCCUAUCCGACGGGCGGCUACAAGAAAUCCGACUACACCUUCGGCCAGACGCACAUCAACAGCAACAGCAGCGUCGGCGCCGGCGUUGUUGCCGCCCUUGGCCAGAAGCACAACAAUGGCGGCUCAUUGGACUCACGCUAUACGCCCGAUCCGAAUCGCGGUCCGCUCAAAAUUGGCGCCAAGAGCGGCGUGGACAUCAUACGAACGCGCACCACACCAACAGCCGGCGUGCCUGGUGGCCUGCCCAAGCGACGCGUCGUUGUCGCCCUCUACGAUUACAAAUCGCGCGAUGAAUCCGACUUGAGCUUUACGAAGGGCGACCGCAUGGAGGUCGUCGAUGACACCGAAUCGGAUUGGUGGCGCGUCGUUAAUCUGACCACACGCCAGCAGGGCCUGAUACCGCUCAACUUCGUUGCCGAGGAGCGCAGCGUCAACAGCGAGGACUGGUUCUUUGAGAAUGUGCUACGCAAGGAGGCGGACAAGCUGCUGCUGGCCGAAGAGAAUCCGCGCGGCACUUUUCUGGUGCGUCCCUCGGAGCACAAUCCCAACGGCUAUUCGCUGUCCGUCAAGGACUGGGAGGACGGACGCGGCUACCACGUGAAGCACUAUCGCAUCAAGCCUCUGGACAAUGGCGGCUUCUACAUAGCCACAAAUCAAACCUUUGCCUCGCUUCAGGCCCUGGUCAUGGCCUACAGCAAAAACGCGCUCGGCCUGUGUCACAUACUGUCGCGUCCCUGCCCCAAGCCGCAGCCACAGAUGUGGGAUCUGGGCCCGGAGCUGCGCGACAAAUAUGAAAUACCGCGCUCUGAGAUUCAGCUGCUGCGCAAACUGGGACGCGGCAACUUCGGCGAGGUCUUCUACGGCAAGUGGCGCAACAGCAUCGAUGUGGCGGUCAAAACGCUGCGCGAGGGCACAAUGUCCACGGCCGCGUUCCUCCAAGAGGCGGCCAUCAUGAAGAAGUUUCGACACAAUCGCCUCGUGGCACUCUAUGCCGUCUGCUCACAGGAGGAGCCCAUUUAUAUUGUGCAGGAGUACAUGUCGAAUGGCAGCCUUUUGGACUUUUUGCGCGAGGGCGAAGGACGUUAUUUGCACUUUGAGGAUCUCAUCUAUAUUGCCACACAGGUUGCCAGCGGCAUGGAGUAUCUGGAGUCGAAGCUGCUCAUCCAUCGCGAUUUGGCGGCGCGCAAUGUGCUCAUCGGCGAGAAUAAUGUGGCAAAGAUUUGUGAUUUCGGUUUGGCGCGCGUCAUUGCCGACGAUGAGUAUUGUCCCAAGCAGGGCUCUCGUUUCCCCGUCAAAUGGACAGCGCCCGAGGCGAUCAUCUAUGGCAAGUUUAGCAUCAAAUCGGAUGUCUGGUCAUAUGGCAUUUUGCUGAUGGAGCUCUUUACGUACGGACAAGUGCCCUAUCCGGGCAUGCAUAGUCGGGAAGUGAUUGAGAAUAUCGAGCGCGGUUUUCGCAUGCCAAAGCCAACAAUUCAUUAUUUCCCCGACAAUAUCUAUCAUCUGCUGCUCCAAUGCUGGGAUGCAGUGCCCGAGAAGCGGCCCACUUUUGAGUUCUUGAAUCAUUACUUUGAGUCGUUCUCGGUGACGUCGGAGGUGCCGUAUCGGGAGGUUCAGGAUUAAAGAGGCAGAGGAGAAGGAGGAGUCGUCACAUCACCCACACACACAAUACAAAACACAACACAACAUCUAUAAAUAUAUAUAUUUAUAACGUUAUCUAUAUGUAACGUGUAAACAUUUAUACAUAUUUACUAUAAUUCUUAAGACUUUUAAAUGGCAAGGCAUACAACAACAGCAACAAAAACAACAACAACAGUAACAAGUAUAACAUUAACAUAAACUCUAUAUAUGUAUAUGUAUAUGUGUAUAAGCGUAUAUAUAUAUAUAUCUAAUGAAAUUGAUGAUGAUGAAAAUGCAACAUUUUAUAUUUUACACGCGAAAACUAUUUUAUAAUUUAUAUACCUACUUGUAUGUACUAUUGAAAUAGCAAGUAUUUAACUAGUUUUGUAAGCUUACCAAAAAAAAGAAAAACGAAAACCCAAUAAGAACAAGAAACAAAACGUUUAUGUAACGCAUAUGGCAAUUUUCUAAGCAAACUUUACAAGAAAAAAAAAACAACAAUUUAAAUGCUACUUUAAUCGGUGCUUCGAUUCGCAUCCAAUUAUCUAAC